This is a messenger RNA of Rubroshorea leprosula, 475 nucleotides long. Lineage: Eukaryota; Viridiplantae; Streptophyta; Magnoliopsida; Malvales; Dipterocarpaceae. The record is from the annotation of a GenBank genome assembly.
CAUCUUCUUGAAUCACACAUCCAUUGCCAAAAAAAAACAAAAAAACCCUAAUUUUGAGAAAUCCUGCUCGUCAACCAUGGUGUGCAUUCGCAAGGCUACAAUCGACGAUCUGCUGGCGAUGCAGGCCUGCAAUUUGUUGUGCUUGCCGGAGAAUUACCAGAUGAAGUACUACCUCUACCACAUCCUCUCCUGGCCGCAGUUGCUCUACGUCGCUGAGGAUUACAACGGUCGAAUCGUCGGUUAUGUUCUUGCCAAGAUGGAAGAAGAAAGCAGUGAGUGCCACGGCCACAUCACCUCUCUUGCCGUCCUCCGCACCCACCGCAAACUUGGCCUUGCCACCAAGCUCAUGAACGCCGCCCAGGCUGCCAUGGAGCAGGUCUUGAUUUUGCUGAUCUCUUUUUGAUUUAUUGUUCAAUCGUUUCAGUUAUAGAUUUUUAGUGAUUUUUAUUUGCUAGAUUAAUGGAUUUUUUUUUUU